UGUCCCAGAAAGAACGGGGCCACUGUGCACGCUCUUCUCAGGCAGUCAUGGGUAACUGGGUGGAGAAUGAAGGACUGUCCAUCUUUGUCGUUCUCGUGUGGCUGGGGUUAAACGUCUUCCUCUUUUGGUGGUUCUAUCUUGCAUAUGAUCUCCCACCAAAAUUCUUCUACACCAGAGUCCUCCUUGGCCGUGCUUUAGCUCUAGCAAGAGCUCCUGCAGCUUGUCUGAAUUUCAACUGCAUGCUGAUUCUGCUGCCAGUGUGUCGAAACUUGCUGUCCUUUCUCAGAGGAUCAAGUGCGUGCUGCUCAACCCGUGUCAGACGGCAGCUGGACAGGAACCUCACCUUUCACAAAAUGGUGGCAUGGAUGAUCGCCCUUCACACUGCAAUUCACACCGUCGCACACUUGUUCAACGUGGAGUGGAGUGUGCACGCACGUGUUGAGGAGAGGGGCACCUUGGCAGCUGCGCUUUCUGGCCUCGGGGAUAAGCCCAAUGAAAGCUACCUGAACUUCGUUAGAAAAACCAUUCCGAAUCCUGUGGGGGGCCUCUAUGUGGCUUUCACGUACUUGGCUGGUCUCACUGGCGUUAUCAUUACGCUGGCCCUCAUACUAAUCAUCACGUCAUCCACCAAAACCAUCCGAAGGUCGUACUUUGAAGUGUUUUGGUACACGCACCAUCUCUUUGUCAUCUUCUUUAUUGGUCUUGUCAUCCAUGGUGCUGGGCGUAUUGUACGGGGACAGACAGCUGAGAGUCUGGAUGAGCAUAAUCCAGACAUUUGCUCUAAGAACUUCACUGACUGGGGGAAAAAAGAGGCCUGUCCAAUCCCCCAGUUUUCAGGAAAUCCUCCUAUGACAUGGAAAUGGGUUGUAGGUCCUAUGUUUUUAUACCUGUGUGAGAGGCUGGUGCGCUUCUGGAGAUCACAGCAGAAGGUUGUUAUCACAAAGGUGGUCAUUCAUCCCUUCAAGACAAUCGAGCUCCAGAUGAUGAAGAAGGGCUUCAAGAUGGAGGUCGGGCAAUACAUUUUUGUCAAAUGUCCUGCCGUGUCUAGACUGGAAUGGCAUCCGUUCACGCUGACCUCUGCUCCAGAGGAGGAUUACUUCAGCAUCCACGUCCGCAUCGUAGGGGACUGGACAGAGGCCCUGUUUAACGCCUGCGGAUGCGAUAAGCAAGAAUUCCAGGAAGCAUGGAAGUUGCCCAAGAUAGCUGUGGACGGCCCCUUUGGAACAGCUAGUGAGGAUGUAUUCAGCUAUGAAACCGUUAUGCUUGUUGGAGCUGGAAUAGGGGUCACCCCAUUUGCAUCUGUCCUCAAGUCUGUCUGGUACAAGUACUGCCACGAUGCAACCAACCUGAAACUCAAAAAGAUCUACUUUUACUGGCUUUGCAGGGACACUCAUGCCUUUGAAUGGUUUGCUGACCUCUUGCAAUCUCUGGAGACUCAAAUGCAGGAGAGAAAUAAUGCAGAAUUUCUCAGCUACAACAUCUACUUGACAGGCUGGGAUGAAACUCAGGCCACUCAUUUUGCAGUGCAUCAUGAAGAAGAGAAAGAUGUGAUUACAGGCCUUAAACAGAAAACACUGUAUGGAAGACCUAAUUGGGAAAAUGAGUUCAAAACCAUUGCAGGGAAACAUCCAGGCUCCAGAAUAGGCGUUUUCCUCUGUGGACCUGAGGGCCUAGCUGACACACUCAACAAGCAGAGCAUCAGCAACUCAGAAGCUGACCCACGAGGAGUACACUUCAUUUUUAACAAGGAAAAUUUCUAACUCAUAAAUAUAUGGGAGUC
Messenger RNA from Tinamus guttatus (white-throated tinamou), 1780 nucleotides. It is a transcript of the gene CYBB, whose product is annotated as cytochrome b-245 beta chain. Gene Ontology annotation, cellular component: plasma membrane; NADPH oxidase complex. Lineage: Eukaryota; Metazoa; Chordata; Aves; Tinamiformes; Tinamidae. The record is from RefSeq and is a predicted model, not a curated record. Gene Ontology annotation, biological process: defense response; superoxide anion generation. Gene Ontology annotation, molecular function: superoxide-generating NAD(P)H oxidase activity.